Molecule: messenger RNA, 1068 nt
Organism: Colius striatus (speckled mousebird)
Lineage: Eukaryota; Metazoa; Chordata; Aves; Coliiformes; Coliidae
Gene: GNAZ
Product: G protein subunit alpha z
Exons: 2
Coding region: 1-1068 (355 amino acids)
Biological process (GO): adenylate cyclase-modulating G protein-coupled receptor signaling pathway
Cellular component (GO): heterotrimeric G-protein complex
Molecular function (GO): GTPase activity; G-protein beta/gamma-subunit complex binding; G protein-coupled receptor binding
Source: RefSeq, a predicted model, not a curated record
AUGGGAUGUCGGCAAAGCUCGGAGGAGAAAGAGGCAGCGCGGCGGUCCCGUAGGAUUGACCGCCACCUGCGCUCUGAAAGUCAGCGACAACGAAGAGAGAUCAAGCUCCUUCUCCUGGGUACCAGCAAUUCUGGGAAGAGUACUAUUGUAAAACAAAUGAAAAUCAUUCAUAGUGGUGGCUUUAACUUGGAGGCUUGUAAGGAGUACAAACCUCUGAUUAUCUAUAAUGCAAUUGACUCUCUGACACGUAUCAUUCGGGCUCUAGCCACCCUUAAGAUAGAAUUUCACAAUCCUGACAGAGCAUAUGAUGCUGUGCAGCUUUUUGCUCUGACAGGCCCAGCUGAGAGCAAAGGUGAGAUUACCCCCGAGCUUCUGGGGGUCAUGAAGCGGCUCUGGGCAGACCCUGGGGUGCAGGAGUGUUUUUGCCGCUCCAAUGAGUACCACCUCGAGGAUAAUGCUGCCUACUACUUAAAUGACCUAGAACGGAUUGCAGCACUGGACUACAUCCCUACAGUGGAAGAUAUUCUGCGCUCUCGGGACAUGACCACAGGGAUUGUAGAAAAUAAGUUCACCUUCAAAGAGCUGACUUUCAAAAUGGUGGAUGUGGGUGGACAGAGAUCUGAACGCAAAAAAUGGAUCCACUGUUUCGAGGGGGUUACAGCAAUAAUUUUCUGUGUGGAGCUGAGUGGAUACGACUUGAAGCUGUAUGAAGAUAACCAAACAAGCCGAAUGGCAGAAAGUUUGCGUCUCUUUGAUUCCAUCUGCAACAACAAUUGGUUUAUCAACACUUCCCUCAUCCUUUUUUUGAAUAAGAAAGAUCUGCUGGCAGAAAAAAUUCGACGUAUCCCCUUAACAGUCUGCUUUCCUGAAUACAAAGGCCAAAACACUUACGAGGAGGCAGCAGUCUACAUCCAGCGCCAGUUUGAGGACUUAAAUCGCAACAAGGAGACCAAGGAGAUCUACUCACACUUCACUUGCGCCACUGAUACCAGUAAUAUACAAUUUGUCUUUGAUGCAGUGACAGAUGUAAUCAUUCAGAACAAUCUCAAAUACAUUGGCCUCUGCUAG